Molecule: messenger RNA, 5276 nt
Organism: Marmota monax (woodchuck)
Lineage: Eukaryota; Metazoa; Chordata; Mammalia; Rodentia; Sciuridae
Gene: Rrbp1
Product: ribosome binding protein 1
Exons: 24
Coding region: 162-4754 (1530 amino acids)
Biological process (GO): protein transport
Cellular component (GO): endoplasmic reticulum membrane
Source: RefSeq, a predicted model, not a curated record
GCAGCUGCUUGGGGGCGGCUUCUUGGUGGAGGCUCGGCCGGCUCCUCUCUCCCGGUUCCGCGGCGGCGGCGGCGGCGGCGGCGGCGGCGGCGGCUCCGGCUCCUGUCCUCUUGCUCUCCCUCUCGCGUCUCCGCCUGCAGGUGAAAAGAAAGCCAGCCAGGAUGGAUAUUUACGACACUCAGACCUUGGGGGUUGUGGUCUUUGGUGGGUUCAUGGUUGUUUCUGCCAUCGGCAUCUUCCUGGUGUCAACCUUCUCCAUGAAGGAGACGUCGUAUGAAGAAGCCCUAGCUAACCAACGCAAAGAGAUGGCAAAAACACACCACCAGAAAGUAGAGAAAAAGAAGAAGGAGAAAACAGUGGAGAAGAAAGGAAAGACCAAGAAAAAGGAAGAGAAACCUAAUGGGAAGAUACCUGACCACGACCUGGCCCCCAAUGUGACCAUCCUCCUCAAAGAAUCAGUGCGUGCACCUGAAAUGACUUCGGCCCUGACCCAAGUCCAGUCCCCCAUCGUUGUUGCCCCUAUAGCUACAGUACCAGCCAUGCCCCAAGAGAAGCCAGCCUCCUCCCCUAAGGACAGAAAGAAGAAGGAGAAAAAAGUGGCCAAAGUGGAACCAGCAGUCAGUUCUGUUGUGAAUUCCAUUCAGGUUCUUGCCUCCAAAUCUGCCAUCUUGGAAGCUUCCCCUAAGGAGGUGCCUAUGGUUGUUGUGCCCCCAGUUGGCGCCAAGACCAGUGUCCCUGCCCUUGCUCAAGGCAAGAAGGCAGAAGGGGUCCAGAACCAGGGCAGAAAGGGGGAGGGAACCCCAAACCAGGGCAGGAAGGCAGAGGGAGCCCCAAACCAGAGCAAGAAAGCAGAAGGAUCUCCAAAUCAGAACAAGAAGGUAGAGGGUGCCCAGAACCAGGGCAAGAAGAUGGAUGGGACCCAGAACCAGGGCAGAAAAGGGGAGGGGACCCAGAACCAGGGCAGAAAGGGGGAGGGGACCCAGAACCAGAGCAAGAAGGGGGAAGGGACCCAGAACCAGGGCAAGAAGGGGGAAGGGACCCAGAACCAGGGCAAGAAGGUAGAGGGGACCCAGAACCAGGGAAAGAAGGUAGAAGGAACCCCAAACCAAGGUAAGAAGGCAGAGGGAACUCAGAACCAGGGCAAGAAGGGGGAGGGAACUCCAAACCAAGGUAAGAAGUUGGAGGGAGCCCAGAACCAGAGCAAGAAGGGGGAGGGUGCUCAGAACCAGGGAAAGAAAGGGGACGGGGCUCAGAACCAGGGCAAGAAAGGGGAGGGGGUUCAGAACCAGAGCAAGAAAGGAGAUGGGGCUCAGAACCAGGGCAAGAAAGGGGAGGGGGUUCAGAACCAGAGCAAGAAAGGAGAUGGGGUUCAGAACCAGGGUAAGAAAGGGGAUGGGGCCCAGAACCAGGGAAAGAAGGGAGAAGGGGACCAGAACCAGGGCAAGAAGGGGGAGGGGGACCAGAACCAGGGCAAGAAGGGGGAUGGGGCCCAGAACCAGGGCAAGAAGGGGGAUGGGGCCCAGAACCAGGGCAAGAAGGGGGAUGGGGCCCAGAACCAGGGCAAGAAGGGGGAAGGGGCCCAGAACCAGGGGAAGAAGGGGGAAGGGACCCAGAACCAGGGCAAGAAGGGGGAUGGGGCCCAGAACCAGGGCAAGAAGGGGGAUGGGGCCCAGAACCAGGGGAAGAAGGGGGAAGGGACUCAGAACCAGGGCAAGAAGGGGGAUGGGGCCCAGAACCAGGGUAAAAUAUUGGAGGGAACGCCAAACCAGGGCAAGAAGGUUGAGGGGGCCCAGAAUCAGGGCAAAAAGGGAGAGGGAUCCCAGAACCAGGGUAAAAAAGCAGAGGGGGCUCAGAACCAGGGCAAAAAAGUAGAGGGAACGCCAAACCAGGGCAAGAAGGGAGAGGGAGCCCAAAACCAGGGCAAGAAGGGAGAGGGGCCCCCAAACCAGGGCAAGAAAGGGGAGGGGGCCCAGAAUCAGAACAAAAAGGGGGAGGGGGCUCCUAACCAAGGCAAAAAAACAGAGGGGAGCCCCAACCAGGGCAGAAAGGGAGAGGUAGCCCCUAACCAGGGCAAAAGGGCAGAAGGGACCCCUAACCAAGGCAAAAAGGCACAGGGGACCACCAACCAGGGCAAAAAACCAGAUUCAGUUCCUAAUCAGGGCACAAAGACAGAGAGUGUCACGAACCAGGGGAAAAAAGUUGAAGGAACCCCUAAUCAAAGCAGAAAGACAGAAGGAACUCCCAACCAGGGCAAAAAGGCAGAAGGGUCUCCCAACCAGGGCAAAAAGAUGGAUGCAGCUGCCAAUCAGGGUAAAAAGUCAGAGUCAGUUCCUGUCCAAGGUAAAAAUGCAGACAUGGUCCAGGGCCAGGAGGCACCAAAGCAAGAGGCUCCUGCAAAGAAGAAAUCUGGUUCAAAGAAAAAAGGUGAGCCUGUGUCCCUGGAUUCCAAUAGCCCUCUGUACCUGCCUUACAAGACACUGGUCUCCACGGUUGGAAGCAUGGUAUUCAAUGAGGGUGAGGCCCAGCAGCUCAUUGAGAUCCUGUCUGAGAAGACUGGCAUCAUUCAGGACACCUGGCAUAAGGCCACUCAGAAGGGCGACCCUGUGGCAAUUCUGAAACGCCAGCUGGAAGAGAAGGAAAAGCUGCUGGCCACUGAGCAGGAAGAUGCAGCUGUUGCCAAGAGCAAACUGAGGGAACUCAAUAAGGAGAUGGCUGCAGAAAAGGCCAAGGCAGCGGCUGGUGAAGCCAAGGUGAAAAAACAACUGGUGGCCCGGGAACAGGAGAUUGCAGCUGUGCAGGCUCGCAUGCAGGCCAGCUACCGUGAGCAUGUGAAGGAGGUGCAGCAGCUGCAGGGCAAGAUCCGAACUCUUCAGGAACAGCUGGAGAAUGGCCCUAACACCCAGCUGGCCUGCCUGCAGCAGGAGAACUCUAUCCUGAGAGAUGCCUUGAACCAGGCCACAAGCCAGGUAGAGAGCAAGCAGAAUGCAGAGUUGGCAAAGCUCCGGCAGGAGCUCAGCAAGGUCAGCAAGGAACUGAUGGAGAAGUCAGAGGCCUCGAGGCAGGAGGAACAGCAGCGGAAGGCUCUGGAAGUGAAGGCAGCUGCCUUUGAGAAGCAGGUCCUACAGCUGCAGGUGUCUCACAAGGAGAGUGAGGAAGCUCUGCAGAAGCGCCUAGAUGAGGUCAGCCGGGAGCUGUGCCGCACACAGACCAGCCAUGCCAGCCUCCGGGCAGAUGCCGAAAAGGCACAGGAGCAGCAGCAGCGGUUGGCAGAGAUGCACAGCAAAUUACAGUCCUCUGAGAUGGAGGUGAAGAGCAAGUGUGAAGAGCUGAGUGGUCUUCAUGGGCAGCUCAAGGAGGCCAGGGCAGAGAAUACACAGCUCACAGAAAGGAUUCGGUCCAUUGAGGCCCUGUUGGAGGCAGGCCAAGCCCGGGAUAACCAGGCCAGCCAAGCUGAAGCCGACCAGCAGCAGAUGCGUCUCAAGGAGCUAGAAUCACAAGUAUCAUGUCUGGAGAAGGAGGCCACUGAGCUCAAGGAGGCUGUGGAGCAGCAGAAAGGGAAGAACAAUGACCUCCGAGAGAAGAACUGGAAGGCAAUGGAGGCACUGGCCUCGGCUGAGCGGGCCUGUGAGGAGAAACUGCGUUCCCUGACCCAGGCCAAGGAGGAAUCAGAGAAGCAACUCCGCCUGGCCGAGGCCCAGACCAAGGAGGCCCUUCUGGCGCUGCUCCCGGAGCUCUCUGUCUCAGAACACCAGAAUUAUGCUGAGUGGCUGCAGGAACUCAAAGAAAAGGGCUCCCAGCUACUGAAGAAGCCAUCAGCUACCACAGAGCCCUCCUCGGACCUGGCCUCCAAGCUGAAGGAGGCUGAGGAGACCCAGAACACCCUGCAGGCUGAGUGCGACCAGUACCGCACCAUCCUGGCAGAAACGGAGGGCAUGCUCAGAGACCUGCAGAAGAGUGUCGAGGAGGAGGAGCAGGUGUGGAAGGCCAAAGUGGGAGUUGCGGAGGAGGAGCUCCAGAAGUCACGGGUCACAGUGAAACAUCUCGAAGAUACCAUAGAGAAGCUAAAAGGAGAACUUGAAAGCUCAGAUCAGGUGAGGGAGCACACCUCACAUCUGGAGGCAGAGCUAGAGAAGCACAUGGCAGCUGCCAGCGCUGAGUGCCAGAACUACGCCAAGGAGGUGGCAGGGUUGAGGCAACUUUUAUUAGAGUCUCAGUCUCAGCUGGAUACAGCCAAGAGUGAAGCCCAGAAACAGAGUGACGAGCUCGCCCUGGUCAGGCAGCAGUUGAGUGAGAUGAAGAGCCACGUAGAGGAUGGUGACGUAGCUGGGUCCCCAGCUGUCCCCACAGGCGUCUCCCCAGCUGAGCAGGACCCUGUGAAGGUUAGGGUGCUGAGAAUGCAGCUGGAGCGGACAGAAGCCACCCUGGAGGACGAGCAGACAAAGAGGCAGCAGCUCACGGCUGAGUUUGAGGAGGCUCAGACCACAGCGUGUCGGUUACAAGAAGAGCUGGAGAAGCUCCGUGCUGCUGGUACCCUGGAGUCUUCAGGAACUGAGGAGGCUGUACAGCUGAAGGAGAGACUAGAAAAAGAGAAGAAGUUAACAAGUGAUCUGGGACAUGCUGCAACCAAACUACAGGAGCUUUUGAAGACAACCCAGGAGCAGCUGGCAAAGGAGAAGGACACAGUGAAGAAGUUGCAAGAACGGCUGGAAAAAACAGAGGACGGCAGCAGUUCAAAGGAGGGCACCUCCGUCUGAGUCUCUGCAAAAAGAAGUUACUGUUCAACUUUACCAAAAUGCCUUACACAUUCCUUAUAAAUAAAUAAACCAACAACACAGCGUUAUCCAGGCCCAACUUCCAGUAGCUCCGAGAGAAGCCAUCAGAGACAAGAGUCUCUUAGAACCACAGAAAUAAAUCUUCCAGACCCCCAGUCUGUACAAGAACAUUUGUCACAUUUGAUAAACACUAUUCCCUGGAGCAGUCCUGGACCACCUUGAGCCGACGCCAAAGCCCUUGUUGACUCUGACAGACCGGGUUGUGCCGGGAGGCCAGGAUGCUUAGGGAUCUAUGUCAAUCAGUGCAAUUGUCAUGUCUUUUUUCAGUGGGGUUGGGGUUGGGAAGUGGCCGGACCAGGUGGUGAGUUCUCAGAGUCUGGGGAGACUGGAGGGCCUCAGCCCAGCCCAGUGAGGCAACAGCUCCUCACCCCUGGAAGUUGCCAAGCAGAACUGAUGUGUGACCACCUGGAUGUUAAUGCCAUUAAAACCAAUGUGUUGCCCGGC